This is a messenger RNA of Pestalotiopsis fici W106-1, 900 nucleotides long. RefSeq lists its product as uncharacterized. The transcript is spliced from 3 exons. Gene Ontology annotation, molecular function: DNA-binding transcription factor activity. Gene Ontology annotation, biological process: negative regulation of DNA-templated transcription. The record is from RefSeq and is a predicted model, not a curated record. NCBI's taxonomy places the organism in Eukaryota, Fungi, Ascomycota, Sordariomycetes, Amphisphaeriales, Sporocadaceae. The coding region runs from base 1 to 900 and encodes 299 amino acids.
AUGGCUGAUGUCGCAAGCAUUGAAGAAGAUAUCAAGCAAUAUCGCGAGCAGCUCGAAGUAGUCGACGCUGGCCUCCGAGAUGACCCCAACAAUGCAGAGCUCUUGGCUUUGAAAUCAGAGUUAGACGAUGCGCUCGCCCUGCUAAACGAGACUCUUGCUGAACUCAAGCCUGCGCAAUCGCAGCCAAAGCACAAGGCACCAUCGCCGCCCGCAGAGCCUCCGAAAUGGUCGCGCGAGAAUCAUCCCGCAUUCAAAAAGGCUGCCCCUCCGCCCGAAGACAAGGACGAGACUGCUCCCAUCAACUACAAGGUGAAUGAUAAUGUCAUGGCAAAGUGGGUUUCGGGCGACAAGUCCUUUUAUCCGGCAAGGAUCACAUCGAUUACAGGCUCCUCGACUGCGCCCAUCUACAUUGUCAAGUUCAAGAGCUACGACAAUACAGAACAGCUGCGAUCCAAGGACAUUCGCCCCAUGGCGCAAAAGAGAAAGGCAGAUGGCACCCCCACCGGAAGCAGUACGCCAGUCGCAACGCCCUCGCAACCACCGCCGCCCCCUGCCGCAGCUGCCGCUCCGAUUCCGGGUGUCAUUUCUUCUGCCGCAAGCAUUGAUCCCGAGCUCGUCGCCAAGAACAAGGAGGCAGCACUAAAGCCGGCGCUCGACGAAAAACCAAAGGCCAAGAAGAUUAGAGCCACUCGAGAGCUUGAAGCCGGAAAGAGCAAGUGGCAAGAGUUCAACUCCAAACCCAAGUUUGGCAAAACCGGAGCCAAGGCCAAAAAGGACAGCAUGUUCCGUACACCAGAAGGUGUCAAUGGCCGAGUGGGCUUCACUGGUUCUGGCCAAGCCAUGCGGAAAGACGUGGCCAGGAGUCGUCACAUUUAUCAAGCAAACGAAGAUUUGGACUAG